Messenger RNA from Olea europaea var. sylvestris, 1747 nucleotides. RefSeq names its product F-box/FBD/LRR-repeat protein At1g13570-like. The coding region runs from base 274 to 1521 and encodes 415 amino acids. Lineage: Eukaryota; Viridiplantae; Streptophyta; Magnoliopsida; Lamiales; Oleaceae. The record is from RefSeq and is a predicted model, not a curated record. The transcript has 4 exons. Gene Ontology annotation, molecular function: protein binding.
AAAGGGUCCCACACUUGUUUCCGCCUGCCUGAGACAAGACAUUUUGUUUAGCAAAGGGCCUGUGCAGGGCCUUUUCCCUACUUUUAUCUCUGCCAUGGACCAACGGCGUUAAAGAGAAUAGAUAAUCAAAUAUAUGAACGAAAUUACGCAAUUCAAAGCCUAACCCACCUUAUCGAUCAUUGCAAAACCAUUUACUGCUUUAUCUUGUCUGGCCGGAAAACAAGCUGAGAAAAAAGGAACCGGGGAAUCGUUUUACUUCGUAAACAUAUCAGAAUGUGUAGUGGAAGAUCUGAGGCAGAUUUGAUCAGCAAUCUUCCGGGAAGUAUCAUAGAGAAUAUCUUGGGAUGUUUGCCAUUGCGGGAUGUAGUGAGGACGAGUAUUUUGUCAAGAGAAUGGAGGUACAAAUGGGUAACAUGUCCAGAACUUGUGUUUGAUUUUUGGUUCGAUCAGAUGUUCCUUGGGAAUCACAAACUUGAGAAACUCGUGUACCCAAUUCUAGAACUUCAUCAAGGACCCUUGAUUAAGUUUGCCCUCCAGGUCCCUGCUUUCAGAAGUUGCCCAGAUAUUGAUCAAUGGGUUGAUCUUAUUCCAAGCAACACUAUCCAGGAUUUCACCCUUCACAUUUCUCGGGGGGACAACCAUCAAUUGCCUUUUCGUAUAUUCACUUUUAACCAGCUAAGAAAGCUGAAACUUUAUAGAUGCGUAUUAAAUCCUCCGCUGGGCAAAGGAUUUAAUAAGCUUCUGAAUCUCGAUCUUCAGAAUGUUGACCUUGUGCCCGAAACAUUUGCAAGCUUUAUCUCAGCUUGCCUGAUGCUUGAACGAUUGAGGAUGAUUGAUUGCACCAGUUUUGAUUGCCUUGAAAUUGAUGCUUCCAAAUUGAAGUUUCUAGAGUUUCACGGGGUAUUCAGAUCCAUCUCUUUCGAAAAUAGCCCUCUUCUUGCAGAAGUUAUUAUAUCUUUCUCUUCCAUUGAUUUUGGAACGGGAAAAUGCUUCUCAUCUAAUUUAAUCAAGUCUCUAAGUUGUCUGCCUUCUCUUGAGGAACUGCAUCUUCAGGCUUUCGCCUUGGAGGAACUUGCUGAAGAUGGUUUACCUAAGAAACUUCCAGUCACUUUGGAAACUCUGAAAAUUCUUCACCUCUCCGAUAUGUAUUUCGAAAAAAUCGAGGAGAUCUGUUGUGUUCUUUGUCUGAUUAGAAGCUCUCCCAAUUUACAAAAGCUUAAAAUUACAGCUUUCACUUUCGAUGUUGUGGAUUCCGUGGGAGAAUAUCUCCGUGCACAAAAAAGCUCGGAUUGCUUGUUGGCUCAGCUUAAAACUGUGGAUAUGCUUCUAUUCUCCGGGGUCGAGCCUGAAAUGGAAUUUGUUAAAUAUCUGUUGGCAUCCGCUACUGGACUCGAGGAAAUGGCAAUUUUGCCCCACGCUGGAAGUGUCUCCGAUGGAGGUCAGUCAAUAUUGAAUGAACUCAAACAGUUUCCUCGGGCAUCAGCCAAGGCAGAGAUCAUUAAUGUCAAAAAUGAAUCAUGAUAUUUUUCUUGUACAUUUUUUCCUAGUUCUGUAAUUGGAUGAUAAGCUUUAAGAUUAUAGUAUUUUCCAAUUGGUAUGUCCAAUUUAUUUGUGUUGUGUUGUGUUGUGAUUUAGUAUGGGUGUGGUUGUAGAUGUCAAAUUUCAUUCCACUACCCAGAAUGUUUCUGUAAUUCAUCAGUUGAAAAGUAAUGAAUUUCAUUUUCUUCAUGGGAUCAUUCAAAUUUAA